Molecule: messenger RNA, 1170 nt
Organism: Bacidia gigantensis
Lineage: Eukaryota; Fungi; Ascomycota; Lecanoromycetes; Lecanorales; Ramalinaceae
Exons: 1
Coding region: 1-1170 (389 amino acids)
Source: RefSeq, a predicted model, not a curated record
AUGCAGCACCAAAAAUGGGUCAUUAAGGACCGAGAGAGAUUUGCAAAGCUUUUGCACAAUUUACAUGAGCUUGUCAGCGGUCUGUACGACCUUGUUCUUAUUCCAAGGACGUUCCAGAGAUUGAUGAUCAAAGAAGACGUCGAGAGCGUUGGAAAUGACCUUUCUGCUUUGCGGAAGCUGCAGAUUGCUAGUCUGGGACAGCAGACUGACUGGUCUGACUACGCAAGUACUCGCAUAGCUGCAUCCCAGCUAGCAUCGCAGGAUCUUCGUUCAAUUGAGGAAUGGCUCGAGGAUAGCCAGACCGAGUACACUAGCCAUGAAGAACACAACAGUGAAGACCAAGUGAUUGACACAAUGACGAUUAAAGAAGACAUGCCCACGAAAACCAUAACGGUACGGCAGAAAAGGUUCUACAAACUGUGGAGGCCGUUCCCACAGACUGUGCAGCACCAACGCGAUAAACAUAAGCGUGUUCCACGGCUCGAGGAAAAGAAUCCGUAUACACGACAAUGCCACAGGGAGCUUAUCUUCUCCAUCUGGGCCUGCGUACAGCCGUUAUCAAUUGCGGGUCCUAUGUCAGGAGACACAACGGGUCUCCCAAGUAAGAUGAAGUCAUUGAACAUUCCACGAUUUGAUGCUUCGGAUUGUUACCAAAUGUUGUCAUCGUUGACUUUGAAAUCCGAAAGUAGCAAGCUAUCGAUAUCUGGACUUUUGGAAUUUUUUGGCCUUUUAGAAUGUAUUUUGAAAGUGCAUAAGGAGUCCCGGACGCCACUACACUCUGUUGUAGCGACACACAUUCUGCGACGGCCGGGGCGGAGCUCUGUGCUCCUUCAGAUCGUUCGAAUGCUCGAAUACCUCACACAGGAUUAUGACGAGGAACUCAUGACUCAUCGGACGCCAUCCGAUACUCAUAAAUGUCCACAAUGCAUGAAGGACGGUAUGAUCUCAAGAUUAGAUGGGGAGAUCGUUCAAUCAGAUAGAAUAGUCCGACCUAUGAAGCACAUGCCAGCUGAUGGAGAUACCCCGCGGAGGCAGAUACUGUGGAGCAGUACAUAUCAUCCAAAGCCAAAUGAGCGCGGUUUCAUGCACUUCUGGCUGCUAGAUCUUUACGGUCACAAGUGGGUCAUGAGAAAACUACCUGGUCGGUCUGUUGAGAAGUUCCCCCACUGA